Paramecium sonneborni is the source of this 3294-nucleotide messenger RNA. The record is from the annotation of a GenBank genome assembly. NCBI's taxonomy places the organism in Eukaryota, Ciliophora, Oligohymenophorea, Peniculida, Parameciidae.
UUAAUUAAUGGCAGAGAUCGAUUUGAAAUAGCCAUUCCAUACCUAUCCAUUAGAGAAGGUAGUGACAGCAGUUCAAACAAGUUUAUAAAAGUAUAAUAAGUAAAUAUAACAAGGGGUUUGACAACAGCUGAAGCAUAAGCUAGACUAACAAAAUAUGGUCCAAAUGAAUUAGAGAAGGAAGAGAAAGAGAGUAUUUGGGAAAAGAUAAAGGAAUAAUUUGAAGAUAACUUAGUAAGAAUAUUAUUAUUGGCUGCUGUAAUAUCUUUUGUGAUUUCAUAAUUUGAAGAUCAUGAAGAAUCACAUGCAGUACCUCCUUGGGUUGAGCCAUGUGUUAUAUUUACAAUAUUAAUAUUAAAUGCAGCUGUAGGUAUCUGGUAAGACUUGGAUGCAGAGAGAGCAAUAGAAGUAUGAUAAUAUAUUAUUAUUAUUUUAGGCACUUAAAGAUUUGUAAUCACCACAUGCAAUAGUCCUAAGAGAUGAAAAUUGGGGAUAAAUUGAAGCAAAAGAUUUAGUGAUUGGUGAUGUAGUUGAAAUAAAAUAAGGAGAUAGAAUUCCAGCAGAUUUGAGAAUGGUUGAUUUGAAGACAAUUACAUUGAAAACAGAUUAAGUAUUAUAAAUUAAUAAAUAAUAUAGUCAAUUCUUACAGGAGAAGUAAAUCCUGUAAAUAAGACAACUGAUCCAGUCUUAAAAGAUUAAGCCGCCGUAUAAGAUAAAAUAAAUUUCUUAUUUUCAGGAACUUUAGUAUCAAAUGGUACUGCAAUAGGUAUUGUUUGUAAUACAGGAAUGAGAACUGAGAUUGGAAAGAUUUAAAAGGAAGUAUAAGAUGCAGCAAAAGAGAAAUAAGAAGACGAUGAUCCUUUAUCAAAAAGAUUAGAUGAAUUUGGAGAUAAAUUAGCUAAAUAUGUUACAUAUAUUUGUAUCAUAUGUUGGGUUAUGAACAUUGGUAAUUUCUCUGAUCCUGCAUAUGGAGGAACAGUAAUGGGAGCAUUAUAUUAUUUCAAAGUAGCUGUUGCAUUAGCAGUUGCUGCUAUUCCUGAAGGAUUACCAGCUGUUAUUACAACUUGUUUAGCUUUAGGAGCUAGAAGAAUGGCUAAAUAAAAAGCUAUAGUUCGUAAAUUACCAAAAGUUUAGACUUUGGGAUGCACAACUAUUAUUUGUUCAGAUAAAACUGGUACUUUGACAACUAAUGAAAUGUGUGUUAAAGAAUUAGUAUUAUUAACAGGUUUGGAAGCAUCUUCAUUACAUGUAUUCCCUGUUGAAGGAACAUCUUAUCAUCCUGAAGGAAAAAUUGAAGGAUUAGAUACUAAAUUAGUCAAAGGAAACAGUUUAGCUGGAAAUGUUAACAGAUUAUGCUAAUCUAUGGCUUUAUGCAAUGAAUCUAAAUUAUUCACUGAUAAAGGAAGAGUUUAAAGAAGUGGAUUACCAACUGAAGCUGCAUUAAAAGUAUUAGUUGAAAAAGUUGGAAAAUAUGAUCGUUCAUUCAGUAGUAAACCAACUUUAGAUGCUCCAGAAUAAUAUAAUGAAAAGAUUGUUAGUGAAUUUACAAAGAGAGCCACUUUAGAAUUUACAAGAGACAGAAAGAGUAUGUCUGUUUUAGCUAGUUCCAAAAAUGAAAAAGCAAAUGUCUUAUUCAUUAAGGGUGCUCCUGAUUAUUUAUUAGAAAAGUCUAAUUUAAUUCUUAAUUCAAAUGGAGAUGCUGUACCAUUAAAGGCUUAAGAUAAGAAUGAAUUAUUAAAAAUUGUUAAGAAUUUAGCAGAAAAGGGAUUGAGAACAUUGGCAAUUUGUGUUUAAGAAGAUUGUGGUUAAUUAAGUGAUUAUGAUGGACCUAAACAUCCAGCUCAUAAUUUAUUAAUUGAUACAAAUAACUAUAAAGAUUUAGAAAGUAAGCCAAUAAUUAUUGGUGUUGUUGCUUUAUAAGAUCCACCAAGAAGUGAAGUAAAGAGAUCAAUUGAAAAAUGUAGAGAAGCUGGAAUAUCAGUUAUAAUGAUUACUGGUGAUAUUAAAGAGACAGCAUAAUCAAUUGCUAUGUAAAUUGGUAUUUUACAUAAUUAAUCUUAAUUCCCAACUCAUUCAUUUACAGGAUUAGAAUUCUCAACAAUGGGAGAAGAGAAAUAAAAGAAAGUACUUGAAUAAGUUAUUGGAAGACCAAGUGGAUUAGUUUUCUCAAGAACAGAUCCAUCACAUAAAAGAGAAUUAGUUAAAUUAUUAACUGGUUAAUUAAAUUAAAUAGCUGCUAUGACAGGUGAUGGUGUAAAUGAUGCUCCUGCAUUAAAAUAAGCUAGUAUUGGUAUUGCUAUGGGUAUUGCUGGUACUGAAGUUGCAAAAGAAGCAUCAGAUAUGAUUUUAGCUGAUGAUAAUUUUGCUACAAUUGUAAGAGCUGUUGAAGAAGGAAGAGCUAUUUAUUAAAAUAUGAAAGGAUUUAUAAGAUAUAUGAUUUCAUCUAAUAUUGGUGAAGUUGUAUCUAUUUUCACAUCAUCAGUCUUAGGUAUUCCUGAUGGAUUCAAUUCAAUUUAAUUAUUAUGGGUUAAUUUAGUAACUGAUGGUUUACCUGCUACUGCUUUAUCAUUUAAUCCACCUGAUCCUGAUGUUAUGUAAAAACCACCAAGAAAGCAUGACGAACCAAUUAUCACUGAAUUUGUAUUCAUUAGAUAUUGUGUUAUUGGAACAUAUGUUGGAUUAGCUACAGUCUUUGUCUUUGUUUAUUAUUAUUUGGGAUAUGAAUGGGCUGGUGAUGGACAUCCUAUUGUUACAUUCCAUUAACUUAGAAAUUGGGCUGAAUGUCAUCAUUGGGAAGGAUUCAAAGUUCCCAAUUUUGAAAAAUAUGAUUUCUCUAAAGAUCCCUGUCUUUAUUUUUCUUGGGGUAAAUAAAAGGCUUCAACUUUAAGUCUUUCUGUACUUGUUGUUAUUGAAAUGUUUAAUGCCUUAAAUGCCUUAUCUGAAGUAUAAUUAUUUUAUUAAACUCUUUUUAGGAUGGAUCAAUAUUGAAAGUUGGACUUUUUGCAAAUCCAUAUUUAAUUUUAGCUAUUUGCGGAUCUAUGACUCUCCAUUGCAUGAUCUGCUAUGUUCCAUUAUUUGAAAACAUCUUUAACACUGUUCCAUUGUCUAUUCAAGAUUGGUUAUAUAUAUUAUUCUAUUUUAGGAUUUUGAUCAUUGGAGUAUCAGCACCUGUUGUGAUUGUUGAUGAAAUUCUUAAAUUCUUCUCUAGAAUCAGAAAUGCUAGAUUAUUAGAAGAGAGAAAGAAAAUUUAAUGAGAUAUCAUUUUAAAAUACAAAAUAAUUUAAUAUUAAAUGCAGA